Pongo pygmaeus (Bornean orangutan) is the source of this 1458-nucleotide messenger RNA. RefSeq names its product spectrin repeat containing nuclear envelope family member 4 (gene SYNE4). The coding region runs from base 112 to 1431 and encodes 439 amino acids. NCBI's taxonomy places the organism in Eukaryota, Metazoa, Chordata, Mammalia, Primates, Hominidae. Gene Ontology annotation, biological process: establishment of epithelial cell apical/basal polarity. Gene Ontology annotation, cellular component: meiotic nuclear membrane microtubule tethering complex; nuclear envelope; nuclear outer membrane. The transcript has 9 exons. The record is from RefSeq and is a predicted model, not a curated record.
GAAGACCCCAUACCAAAUAAACAAAAAAUCUUUCCUUGGUUUUAUAUUUUUAUUUUUUAGGGGCCAGAUGCUUGGUUUCCGGAGGGGUGCAGCAUCUAGGGUCUUAAAUGAAUGGGGCCCCCAGCCAUGGCCCUGUCCCUGCCUCUGGGCCCUAGACUUGGCUCAGAGCCCCUCAACCACCCACCGGGAGCACCUAGGGAGCCGGACAUUGUUGGAUGCACCGUUUGCCCCGCAUCCGGAGAGGAGAGCACAAGCCCAGAGCAGGCCCAGACCCUGGGACAGGACUCCUUGGGCCCUCCUGAGCACUUCCACGGUGGGCCUAGGGGCAAUGAGCCUGCCGCUUGCCCCCCAAGAUGGUCAACACCCUCUUCCUACGAGGACCCAGCUGGGGGCAAACACUGUGAGCACCCCAUCUCUGGCCUGGAGGUACUAGAGGCUGAGCAGAACAGCCUGCACCUGUGCCUGCUGGGGCUGGGCCGCCGGCUGCAGGACCUGGUGCAAGGCCCGGGGCGCUGGGCAUUGGCCCAGAGUGGGAUGGUGCAGCUGCAGGCCCUCCAGGCGGAGCUCCGAGGGGCAGCUGAGCGUGUGGAGGCGCUGCUAGCAUUUGGUGAGGGGCUGGCACAGCGGAGUGAGCCCAGGGCCUGGGCAGCCCUGGAGCAGAUCCUGCGGGCCCUGGGAGCUUACCGAGACUCCAUCUUCCGGUGGCUCUGGCAGCUGCAGGCCCAGCUGGUCAGCUACAGCCUGGUGCUCGAGGAGGCCAACACGCUGGACAAGGACUUGGAGGUUGAGGGAGACUCGGACUGGCCAGGACCUGGUGGGGUCUGGGGGCCCUGGGCACCCAGUAGCCUCCCCACUUCCGCAGAGUUGGAGUGGGAUCCAGCGGGGGACAUUGGGGGCCUUGGGCCCUUGGGACAAAAGACAGUCCGGACACUAGGAGUGCCCUGUGAGCUGUGUGGCCACAGGGGCCCCCAGGGCAGGGGACAAGGCCUUGAGGUGAGAGCAGACCCCCUCGAGGGACCUUCUGCCAGGCACCCUGGGGACAUCUCUGCGCACCUUCUAGCAAGAUCCUGCCCUUCCAAGGAGGAAGCACACACCUCUCACUCCCGACAGGACAUGCUGGAGUCUGGCCUCAGCCACCAGAAACGCUUAGCAGGUCACCAAAGACGCUCCCUGCUCCGGAAGCCUCAGGACAAGAAGAGGCAAGCAUCUCCUCAUCUCCAGGAUGUGAGGCUGGAGGGGAAUCCGGGGGUCCCUGAUCCUGCAUCCAGGCGGCCCCUGACCUUCCUCCUUAUCCUCUUCCUCCUCUUCCUCCUCCUGGUGGGUGCCAUGUUUCUCCUGCCAGUGUCAGGAGGCCCCUGCUGCUCUAACGCCCGAAUACCCAGGACACCCUACCUGGUGCUCAGCUAUGUCAAUGGUCUUCCCCCAGUCUGAUGUGUGUAAUAAAUGGUCACUGUCAAA